CGUACGUGCAAGAGCCUCCGAGGAGUCGUGCAAAAUGUGUUCCCAAACUGUCAAGCCAGGACUCAGGUGACAGAAAUGCUGGAACGUGCAUGUACCAUAAAUAUUACUACUAAUACCCAGGCUUUCGUUGGUAUGUAACUCCCACCCCCUCAGGCUUUCUUCAAUCUUACUCCCACAACCAUCGAUAUACUAAACCGGUGUAACGUUUUGUCAUACCAUGGCUCAGAAAUAUGCACCGUAUGGCCUUUGGGAGUCUCCGAUCACAGCUGAUGCUAUAGCUCAGGAUAGUGUCUCCUUGGCCACCAUCUUUGUAGAUCCAGUCACAAAAGAUGUGUACUACAUCGAACAGCGUGCAUCUGAGGGUGGUAGAUGCGUGCUUAUGAGCAACCAGACUCAAAAGGAAGUCUUCGGCAAGGACUUCAAUGCGCGCACGCGCGUUCAUGAAUAUGGUGGAGGAGCUGCGAUCGCUUAUAAUGGGACCGUGUACUCUUCAAACUUCAUGGACUUCCGUGUCCAUGCCGCGAAAGCUGAGAUCAUUAAACCAAUCACACCAGAGGACCCAAACAAGAUUUAUCGUUACGCAGAUUUCUGUGUACACCCGGUCCACACAGAUCUACUCGUCGCUAUCUUAGAAGACCAUACCAACGACACGCCACGUACCGUGCGCAAUUCCCUCUGCGUCAUCAACUCCACGGCUGUCACUGUCACAUCCUUGGUUUCCACCGAGGACGCACAGAAUGAGUUCUAUGGCGCACCGACAUUUUCCCCUUCUGGUGAUAAGCUCGCAUGGCAGUUUUGGAAACACCCAGACAUGCCUUGGGAGGGUGGACAGAUUUAUGUGGCUGACGUUCACUACAAUUCCGACACCCAUACACUUAGCUUAAGCAACGCGAAGCUAGUUGCUGGCGAAGCUAACAACAUCGGCGCGUGUUACCCCUUGUGGGCCUCCAACGACAAGCUUCUCUUUACCUCCGACGAAAGCAAGUUUGCAAAUCUCUGGGAGUAUACUCAGACGUGUACCAAACCAGUUCUCUCAUCUGUCGUGCAGCAAGACUUCUGCAUGCCACCCUGGACGCUUGCAAAUUACUCAUUCGCUUUACUAGACAAGAAUGGCACAAAAGUGAUUUGUGUUGCAUGGCGGAGCGGCCGAAGUGUCCUUUAUGUGAUUGAUAUUGUCGCAGGUUCCUACGUAGAGAUCAAGGACGAAUCGUUCGACUUUGUAAUGGUAAACAAUGUCUGCCGUCUAUCGGACCACGCUUUCGUCUUUACCGGAUGGCAAAGCAAUGCUCCUGGCGCAGCGAUGCUCUGUACUCUUACGGGACCAUCACUCGUGCCAAAUUUCCAGGUGCUCAGAUCUUCCGCAUCGACAUCCGCUGCACCGUUCCCUGAGGGCAUAAUUUCGCUCCCAAUCCCACUUGAACUAAAGGUGGCAGGUGACAAGAUUGUAUAUGCCGUGUACUACGCCCCAAACAACCCAGCGUAUGCGGGUUCAAGCAUUCCCAACGAGAAGCCGCCUUGUGUCCUUGGCGUACACGGUGGCCCCACGGGAUUAGAGCCCCAGAAUUUGAGCUGGCUGAAGCAGUAUUUCACAAGCAGAGGAUACGCUUGGUUGGAUGUGAAUUACGGCGGCUCUUCGUGCUAUGGACGCGAAUAUGUGGAGCGCCUCCAAGGGAACUGGGGUAUCACAGACGUGAGCGACUGCAUCGACGCAGUCAACUCACCCCAAAUCUCUUCCCUCAUCGACACCAAGCGGACUGCGAUCCGCGGCGGGAGCGCGGGUGGGUAUACUACCCUUGCCGCCAUUUCCCUUGACUCCUCCGCAGCGAGCAAAACCAAAUUUUUCGCGAGUGCGACGAACAGCUUCGGUAUUUCAGAAAUGGCGCUUUUUGCAGAAGAUACGCACAAGUUCGAGCUCAUGUACGUUAUAAAGCUUCUUGGUGGUACAAAGGAAGAGAUUCCGAAAGCUUGGCACGACCGGAGCCCGGUGUAUUUUUCUGCAAACAUCAAAACUCCGUUGCUCGUUCUUCAAGGCAAUGACGAUGCAGUUGUCCCGCCUGCACAAUCCUGGACUAUUAUUGACGGAGUCCUUAAAUCCAAGGGACAUGUUGAGGCGCAUUUCUUCGAUGGCGAGCAACAUGGGUGGCGCACAUCAGGGACAAUUAAGAAGGCGAUUGAGUUCGAGAGGGAAUGGUACGAGAAGACCAUGGUGAGGCCCAAUGUGGCAACUUGAACUAUAGUAUAGUAAUAUAUUGAUAUUGUUGGUGUAUGAACAUCGGCGAAUCAAGUACAAAAGUGCACAUAGGGUUAGAAAACACCUUGACAGCA
Messenger RNA from Suillus bovinus, 2325 nucleotides. RefSeq names its product alpha beta-hydrolase. NCBI's taxonomy places the organism in Eukaryota, Fungi, Basidiomycota, Agaricomycetes, Boletales, Suillaceae. The record is from RefSeq and is a predicted model, not a curated record. Gene Ontology annotation, molecular function: serine-type peptidase activity. Bases 218 to 2230 code for a protein of 670 amino acids. The transcript is spliced from 6 exons. Gene Ontology annotation, biological process: proteolysis.